This is a messenger RNA of Sphaerodactylus townsendi, 817 nucleotides long. RefSeq names its product trypsin-like. Gene Ontology annotation, biological process: proteolysis. Bases 1 to 783 code for a protein of 260 amino acids. Lineage: Eukaryota; Metazoa; Chordata; Lepidosauria; Squamata; Sphaerodactylidae. The record is from RefSeq and is a predicted model, not a curated record. Gene Ontology annotation, molecular function: serine-type endopeptidase activity. The transcript has 5 exons.
AUGGAUUUCCAGAUUACAGAGGGCACCGCGCCCCUAACCCCAGCGAUAACUGUAAUCAGUGAACAGCUAGUGAAAACUGCAGCUGCACAGCCUGAGUCACGAGUGGUUGGCGGGAGCACCUGCACCGAACACUCCCAGCCUUGGCACGUGGCCCUUUACGAUCGGAACCGGUUCUUUUGUAGUGGAUCUCUGUUGAACAAACAGUGGGUGCUCACUGCAGCACACUGCAAAAUGCCAGGCACCACUUACAUCCGCCUGGGAUUAACCAACAUGACAGUCACAGACCGUUCCGAACAGCAGAGAAGAGCAAUAAAGUUGGUGGUGCACCCAAACUAUAACCCUGAAAGCAAGAACAAUGACAUUAUGUUGAUCAAGCUAUCCUCAGUGGUGGACAUCAAUGACAGAGUCCAGCCCCUCAGCGUGGCCAAUCAAUGUGCUGCUCCGGGGACACAGUGUCUUGUGACAGGCUGGGGAACAGUCACCAGCCCUGAACAAACCAUUCCUGAAGCGCUGCAGUGUGCUUAUCUACACAUUGUCCCUCAGUGGAAGUGUGAGAGAAUCUACCCGGAUGCCAUCACGAGCAACAUGCUGUGUGCGGGUGAGAGGGAAGGAAAUGUCGACUCUUGUCAGGGUGACUCAGGAGCGCCCCUCAUCUGUGAUGAAGAGAUUCAGGGCAUUGUGUCUUGGGGUCCAGAGGAAUGCGGCCAGCCUGGGAAGCCCGGUAUCUACACCAGGGCCUGCAACUAUGUGGGCUGGAUUCAGCGGACAAUAAGGCGCCUAUGAAGCCUCCAUGAACGUAAAGGUGUAACAAAUAAAA